Molecule: messenger RNA, 823 nt
Organism: Parasteatoda tepidariorum (common house spider)
Lineage: Eukaryota; Metazoa; Arthropoda; Arachnida; Araneae; Theridiidae
Product: coactosin-like protein
Biological process (GO): regulation of actin filament polymerization
Cellular component (GO): actin filament; cortical actin cytoskeleton; site of polarized growth
Molecular function (GO): actin filament binding
Source: RefSeq, a predicted model, not a curated record
GUUGGAAAACCGUUAUUACAGCAUUCCGACGAUGGGUGAUAUUACUUUCCCUGCAUAGCAACCACCUUCGUCGUCUGGUGUUGCGUGAAUCCAUUGGUUGCACGUGACACGUGACGUAACCGGUGAAAAAGGGGCAGAGCCGUCACUCGAGUUCGUUUCACUGUCUGUCAUUUGGAGUUGUGGAGAUUUCAUUACAGUGAGUUGGGUGUUUUUUUCUGUAUUUGUGUGGAGAAGGAAAAAAAAGGAAACAUGGCAAGCGCUGUUGAUAAAGACGGUGUUAGGGAUGCUUACCAAGAUGUGAGAGAUGAUACAUCGGACACAAAUUGGGCAUUAUUCAGAUAUAAAGGAGCUCAAAUCAUUCACGAUGGUUCCGGUGAAAAUAUAGACGAUCUAAAACAGCUCUUAUCAGAUGAUGAUCGUGCCUUUGCAUUCGUUCGUGUUCUGGCCGGUGAUGAAAUGAGCAAGAGAAAGAAAUUCGUCCUUCUUACAUGGGUUGGUGCCAAUGUCAGCACGCUCAAAAGGGCGAGAGUCUCCAUUGAUAAAGCUCUAGUAAAACAAGUCAUACAGAAUUUCGCUGUAGAAUUGCAGAUAGAAUCUCCAGAUGAGCUUUCAGACGAAUAUCUGAGAAUGGCAGUGGACAAAGUUGGGGGAGCAAAUUAUGGAACUGGUACGAGAAGUUGAGGCUGGACCUUUUGUAUUUUGUAUCCGUUUUCAAAUUUGUUUAAUGAGCUGUCUGUAAGAUUUAUAUAACUGUAUAAUUUUGUCAUCAGAAUGUUUGUAAUCUAUUCAGAACUUUCUGGAAUAAAGCGCGUUAUAUACUUAA